UUCAUUGUAUUAGAAUAAUAUUAGUAAAAAAUAACCAUGAACAAUUGAAUAUGGUGGAUGAUUGAUUCUAUAAUCUACUCCAACUCAACAAUUCUUUGUUCUCUCCCUCACCUCCAUCACCAAAACCAUGUACUAUUAUUAUUCACCAAAAUCCUAAUUAUUUUUUUUCUCUUAAACAACUGUGUCACCUUCACCAUGUUUCCCCUUCUUCAUCUCUUCCUCUUUCUCCACUUAUCAUUCCCUAGUUAUGUAUCAUCUCAACAACCUAGUACAAACUCCUCCCCUGCUUCAACCCCAUGUCCUCUCGAUUUUAACGCACUUCGUAAUUUGAUAAACCAAAGUUCAAAACGGCCAAAUCUGAACUCCACCACACAGUGUCAAUACAUUCGUCAGGGUUUACGUCUUGUCCAAUCUGAAUAUCUCCGCCGUAAAAACUCUUUCUUUCCGCCACUCACAUCCGCCGAAUCUUGCUGGAAUAGUUACCAGUCUUUGGUCAACGACUAUGUACCCAACUUCGAUAUCCGCAAAUCUUGUGGGUUUCAAACUUCUUGGAUUUCUCAGGGUUGUAUGAAUAUAACAACCCGUUUCGAGUUCGAGUCUAAUGUCUCUUCUUCUGCACUUUCCAACAUGGUUUCUUCGUGUAAUCAGUCUUUAGAGAACAACUCCCCUUGUGCCACGUGUACCACCAGCUUCUCUGGCCUUGCUUCUUACCUCAAUGGACCUUCUGUUGGGAAUGUUUCGGAUUGUACGGCUUACCCUUCUAUUUAUGCUGCAGCUUUUGCUAAUCAGUUUGGGCCCACUGAUGAAGGUACUAUAAAGUGCUUGUUUGCUAUUGAUGUUACUGCUACUGCUAGUUCAGGAAAAGGUAAGAAAAAUGUGACUAUUAUUGUUGUGGUUCUAGUUUGUGGAUUGGUAUUAGUGUUUGUUGGGUUUGUUUAUUGGAUUCUGUGGCGGCGGAGGAAACAUAGAUUGGCUCAUAAGUGGAACAAUAGGAGGAUUGAGAGUAAUUUGAGUUCUCGUUUGGAUUCAAUUAGUGGUAGUACUACUUUGAUUAGGUUUACUAUAGAUGAAAUUAAGUUGGCGACCAAGAAUUUUGCUAGGGCGAAUAUAGUUGGGACAGGAGGGUAUGGGAAUGUGUAUAAGGGUGUUUUGCCUGGUGGAAUUGAAGUAGCUUUGAAGAGGUUCAAGAAUUGUUCAGUUGCUGGGGAUGCAAGUUUCACACAUGAAGUUGAGGUUAUUGCUAGUGUUAGGCAUGUUAAUUUGGUAGCUUUGAGAGGAUAUUGCACUGCUACAACUCCUUAUGAGGGUCACCAGAGGAUUAUUGUUUGUGAUCUGAUGAAGAAUGGGAGUCUACAUGAUCACUUAUUCGGGACGCGAUAUGAGAAAUUGAGUUGGGGUAUUAGGCAGAAAGUUGCACUUGGUACUGCUAGAGGUUUGGCUUACUUGCAUUAUGGAGCACAACCGGGUAUUAUUCAUAGGGAUAUU
This is a messenger RNA of Nicotiana tabacum (common tobacco), 1485 nucleotides long. Lineage: Eukaryota; Viridiplantae; Streptophyta; Magnoliopsida; Solanales; Solanaceae. The record is from RefSeq and is a predicted model, not a curated record.